UCUGUACGCGCCUACACAGCAUUCAUCGUCAUAGGCUCGACCGCUGUGCUCAUUAGACCUUGCGUAAGUUCUGUUGUCUGACGCCAAUUGCAAAAUGAAGCUGAGUAUGGCUAGUGGCAUUGGUUUCUUUUGUGGCGCGGCCAUUGGUCGAACGACGACCGCGUUUGGUGUUGGUCGGUCCAUUGGACGACAACGAGCACCUACUGCCUAUCGGUUGUUUUCUACUGCGGCAACCGAGGCUCUGGUUCCUGCUGCGGACACGGACUCUUCUAUUUACGUGCAAGAAGCAGAAAGUCUAGAAACGCUCCAGUCCGAGUUUCUGCAAACGAUGCGCGAUCGCGGAUUCCUUCACCAGUGCACCAACAUUCGCGAUCUCGAUGCCAAAUUGUGCGAAGGCCCCCAGGCGGCGUAUUUGGGAUUCGACGCAACUGCGGAUAGUCUACACGUGGGAAGCUUGCUACAGAUUAUGAUCCUACGGCAUUUGCAGCGAUCGGGACAUCGACCGGUGGUACUUAUCGGGGGCGGCACCAGCAAGGUGGGAGAUCCCACCGGUAAGGACGAAUCACGGGUACUGCUCACGGACGAAAUUAUUCAACAAAAUACGGACGGUAUUAGCAAGGUAUUUCAGCAAUUCCUGACUUUUGGGGACGAAAAACCAACCGACGCCAUCAUGGUUAACAACGACGAGUGGCUGUCGGAAAUUAAGUACUUGGAUUUCUUGCGAACCUACGGAACUCACUUCACGAUCAAUCGCAUGCUUAGUUUCGAGUCGGUCAAACAGCGGCUCACUCGUGAAGCGCCUUUUUCGUUUCUGGAAUUCAAUUACAUGAUUUUACAAGCCUACGACUUUUUGGAAUUGUACCGUCGACACAAGACAAUUCUGCAGCUGGGUGGCAGUGAUCAAUGGGGCAACAUGAUUUCGGGUACUGAGCUCGGACGCAAACUGGAAAGUGCUCAGUUAUUUGCCCUGACGGCUCCGCUUAUUACGACCUCGGACGGCAAAAAGAUGGGCAAAACUGCCAACGGCGCGGUUUGGCUGAACGCAGCCCGACUGUCCUCCUACGAUUACUGGCAAUUCUGGCGCAACACGGACGACGCCGACGUGAUUCGUUUCUUGAAGCUGUUUACUGAACUGCCUCUCGACAAAGUUGCCGAAUUGGAAAAGCUACAAGGCGCGGAGAUCAAUCAGGCCAAGAUUGUACUGGCCGACGAGGCUACGGCCUUGUUGCACGGUUCAGACAGUUUAGAGGCAAUUCACAAGACAAUCGAGACCAUGUUUGCCGGCGGUGGCAGUGACACGGAAAGUUUACCGCGCGUCUAUGCGAGUAAGACGGAUCUAGAAACGAAUGGUGUCCGAUUCUUGGACUUGCUGGUCAAGCUGAAGCUGGCGAAUAGUAAAAAGGAAGCCCGACGUUUAAUUCAAGGUGGCGGUGCCCGUUUGGGUGAGACCCCGAUUGCGGACGAGAACGGUGUAUUGAUACUAACAGAUUUUGGCGGUGCCACAGAAGUAACACUGCGCGCGGGAAAGAAACGUGCGGGUGUCGUAGAAAUACAAGACUAAGAUUCUAUAACCCUAACUUGUAGCUC
Messenger RNA from Phaeodactylum tricornutum CCAP 1055/1, 1587 nucleotides. RefSeq lists its product with no specific name. The transcript has a single exon. Gene Ontology annotation, biological process: tyrosyl-tRNA aminoacylation. NCBI's taxonomy places the organism in Eukaryota, Bacillariophyta, Bacillariophyceae, Surirellales, Neidiaceae. Bases 95 to 1561 code for a protein of 488 amino acids. The record is from RefSeq and is a predicted model, not a curated record. Gene Ontology annotation, molecular function: tyrosine-tRNA ligase activity; ATP binding; RNA binding. Gene Ontology annotation, cellular component: cytosol.